Messenger RNA from Neodiprion virginianus, 1497 nucleotides. RefSeq lists its product as uncharacterized. The record is from RefSeq and is a predicted model, not a curated record. The coding region runs from base 238 to 1497 and encodes 419 amino acids. NCBI's taxonomy places the organism in Eukaryota, Metazoa, Arthropoda, Insecta, Hymenoptera, Diprionidae. Gene Ontology annotation, cellular component: membrane. The transcript has 5 exons.
AAGGAGCCAUAUCUCCUGAAUCUACGCCAGAGUACUAAUCGUAACGAGGACGUGGUACCCACAGGACUUCCGCUCCGAGUAUAUCAGUUGGCACUCGUGCGGGGACUGUUGGGUGCGACACUUUUAUCGUUUUGUCAAGUGUUGUAGGUAAAGUAAGUUUUUAAAAGGUUCAAAUUACGAGCUGGUCGGAAUCUUUGGCUUCAUUUGCACUAUUAAGAUCGACGAUUACCAGAUGCGAUGGACAGUUAUCAAAGCGGUAAAAAAAAUACUGAUACCACGUGUGGUGCGAUGCCGUCCGAAGCACGCGACGGCGACAUAGGCUGCGAUGUCGAAGUGUCCAUAUCAUGGUUCAGGCUUUUGUGUUUUAUGUGUUCACCCUUUUGUCACAUAUACGACACGUUUUCCGACAUUAAGUCUGCAAAGGACUACUUUACGGACCAAGAAAUUGCGUAUGGCUGCAUAACGUUGACCUUCAUUGGAUUAUCGGGAGCCGGAAGUCUUCUAAUUUCUUCCAUGAUGAACCACCGAAAGCAGCGGCAGACUGAAAAGGAAAACGAACAGAUAUUUUCGUGUAGAAGAGGAGAUUUCCUUUUCGCCAUGAUUAACGUUCUGUUUGAUCUGAGGUUACUAUGGCAUUAUUGGAAGCGUUUCAGGUACGCAAUGAAUGUGAAACUGUUAAGAAAAUCCAAAAUGUCAGGAAAAAUCGACGAAGCUGCUCGUAUAAGUUUUGAUGAGGAACUCGAGAAAAAGAUUGAGAACCUAUCUGUACUCUGUCUGAUGCCAUCGUUUAUAGAAAACGUACCACAGCUGACUGUACAACUAGCAGGCAUGGUCCAGAAGGACAAACCGAUAGGAUAUUUAAUGUGGAUCAGAAUGACUGCGUUAAUAUUUGUCGCUGUGGAUUCGCAAGCCUAUUAUCUUUAUAUAUAUUCGGGUCGUUCUCGUAGAGCUGUACUAAAUAAAUGGUAUGUUUUCCGGAUUUGGCUGCAAUGUUACAUCAGCAUUGUCUGCUGGAUAUCAGCGACCACGUUUAUAGUGUGCAAAUGUCCAAUAUACAUUUUGUUGUUCAUCGUUUUCAUAUGGAUGAUAUGGGCUAUUUACAUCUAUAAAGUAAACUGCGAAAUUAAGGAACUCUUCAGCUGUAGAAACAAAGCUUCAUCUUGGAGUGCCUGGAGAGAUGUCGCUCUGCUCUUCUGUUGCGCCUUCCUAGCUUUAGUACACAUGUUCACUUUCUUGGAUUUUAAGAAUAUGUGCACUUUCGUUCGGAUGGGAUUUAAAAUUCUGAAAGUCCAAACGAUCCAAAACCCGAUGCCUUUAGACCAAGAUAUGGAGGGUUGGGUCGACGUCUCGAAUCGCUAUCUCUUGGAAGAACCGGAAGCCAAUUUUGGUUUAAGACUACUUGGAUCUGAUUUGCACUCACCAUUCUCACAAAUACUCAGGAGAAGAUAUGUACCACGGGUACAACUCACAGCCUAUAAAAAAAUAGUCGAAAAAUAG